AUGGGCGACCUUCCAAUGGCCGUGACGACGAGCAGAGUCAUUCGAGCUUCAAAAACAAUUGAUCGUGCGAGUUUUGCUCCCUUUGGAGAGGUGAUUGAAAGACCAUCGUCGCCGGCGAAGAAUUCUGCUGUGAGACAGCUGCGGUCGGUCAAGGCCAAUCAAGGAACUGCCACCAAAUACCUCGACGUUACAUAUUUGGACAACCACUAUGCCACUCAUGCAUCAAGUGGUAAACAGGGCAACAGUGUUGUCAACAUGUUUGAUUGUGAGCCGAGAGAUCUGCAAGCCCAUUCCGGCACGGUAGGCAAGGUCUUCCCGGUGGAGAUUCUGGAACGACAUCCGUAUACAAGCCAGACGUUCAUCCCGCUUGGAAUCGCCGCGGGGGAUGCUGAAACCAAGUAUCUCGUCAUUGUCGCGCCGACUCUUCUACCCACCAAAAUAGAGACGGUGCCGAAACCAUACCCCACACCCCCAACCCCACGGAGGAGGAGAAGCUUGAAGGAACGCUUGAUGGGUGCGAGGCCGAAUCCGUUCACCAAUGAUCAUGCUCCGAGAACCACACCUGCUUCAACGCUCGAGCCGGAGAGGAGACCUAAAGGUCCAGGGAUGCCGGAUCUCGAACGAUUGCAGGCCUUUAUCGUGAAAGGCGACCAAGCCGUCACGUAUGGACCGGGAACAUGGCAUGCUCCGAUGGUUGUACUGGGAAGUAAGUCUAUUCCAUUUGUUGUCGUGCAGUAUGCAAAUGGAGUUGGCGAGGAAGAUUGUCAAGAGUGCUUGGUUAGGAGUGAGGGUGGUGGGGAGGGAGUCGUUGUUGAUGUCGAUGGUGGUGAUGGUGGUGAUGAGGAUUCCUCGGCUAGUGGAGCGGGAAUCAUGCGAGCGAAAUUGUGA
Molecule: messenger RNA, 888 nt
Organism: Ramularia collo-cygni
Lineage: Eukaryota; Fungi; Ascomycota; Dothideomycetes; Mycosphaerellales; Mycosphaerellaceae
Product: related to ureidoglycolate hydrolase
Exons: 1
Coding region: 1-888 (295 amino acids)
Biological process (GO): allantoin catabolic process
Molecular function (GO): ureidoglycolate hydrolase activity; ureidoglycolate lyase activity
Source: RefSeq, a predicted model, not a curated record